Messenger RNA from Magnusiomyces paraingens, 1437 nucleotides. RefSeq lists its product as uncharacterized. Gene Ontology annotation, molecular function: transferase activity. The coding region runs from base 1 to 1437 and encodes 478 amino acids. The transcript has 2 exons. The record is from RefSeq and is a predicted model, not a curated record. NCBI's taxonomy places the organism in Eukaryota, Fungi, Ascomycota, Dipodascomycetes, Dipodascales, Dipodascaceae.
AUGCAUUGUCACCAGGCACUAACUUUAUUGACGCUUGUCUUUGUUGUUGUUGCUGCUGUUGUGCGGGGCCUUGAGGUCGUACAAUUUGUUGCUGUUGUAGCGGGGGUUGGGGAUGAGGCUGUUGUUGGCCUUGUAAUUGCAGCUGUUGCGCUUCAUCCUGAGAUUGAUGAAGUACCAUUUGUGGAUCACCCUGAAGUUGAGGAGCCAUUGGCUGCUGUUGUUGGCCUGGUUGUUGUUGCGAUAUCAUAUGAUGCUGUUGUUGGCCUGGCUGUUGUUGGCCUGACUGUUGCUGGCCUGGCUGUUGUUGGCCUAGCUGCUGCUGGCCUGACUGUUGUUGGCCUGGCUGUUGUUGGCCUGGAUGUUGUUGCGACAUCAUCUGUUGCUGUUGCUGUUGCUGUUGCUGUUGCUGUUGCUGUUGCUGUUGGUGCUGUUGGUGUUGUUGGUGCUGUUGGUGCUGUUGGUGCUGUUGGUGCUGUUGGUGCUGUUGGUGCUGUUGGUGCUGUUGGUGCUGUUGGUGCUGUUGGUGCUGUUGGUGCUGUUGGUGCUGUUGGUGCUGUUGGUGCUGUUGGUGCUGUUGGUGCUGCUGUUGUGGUUGCUGUUGUGGUUGCUGUUGUGGUUGCUGUUGUGGUUGGUGCUGCUGUUGUGGUUGGUGCUGCUGUUGUGGUUGGUGCUGCUGUUGCUGUUGCUGUUGCUUUUGCUUUUGCUGUUGCUGUUGGUGCUGCUGCUGCUGCCGCUUCUGCUGUUGGCGCUGCUGCUGGUGCUGCUGUUGCCGCUGCUGGUGCUGCUGGUGCUGCUGGUGCUGCUGCUGGUGCUGCUGGUGCUGCUGUUGGUGCUGCUGUUGGUGCUGCUGUUGGUGCUGCUGUUGGUGCUGCUGUUGAUGCUGCUGUUGUGGUUGCUGUUGUGGUUGGACCAUCAUCUGCGGUUGUGGGUGCUGUUGCAGUUGCAGUUGCUGCUGCUGGCCUGACUGUUGUUGGUCUGGCUGUUGUUGGCCUGACUGUUGUUGGUCCGGCUGUUGUUGGCCUGGAUGUUGUUGCGACAUCAUCUGUUGCUGUUGCUGUUGCUGUUGCUGUUGCUGUUGCUGUUGCUGUUGCUGUUGCUGUUGCUGUUGCUGUUGCUGUUGUUGGUGCUGCUGUUGGUGCUGCUGUUGGUGCUGCUGUUGGUGCGGUUGUGGUUGCGGUUGCGGUUGCGGUUGCGGUUGCGGUUGCGGUUGCGGUUGCGGUUGCGGUUGCGGUUGCGGUUGCGGUUGCGGUUGCGGUUGCGGUUGCGGUUGCGGUUGCGGUUGCGGUUGCGGUUGCGGUUGCGGUUGCGGUUGCGGUUGCGGUUGCGGUUGCGGUUGGACCAUCAUCUGCGGUUGUGGGUGCUGUUGCUGUGUUGGAGUCCGAGAAGGGGUCUGUAUCUGGGGAUGAGCAGCCAUACGGGGUGUUUGCUGGGGGUUAA